CUCAGUCGAAAUGGCAGCCGACGGCAGUUGGCCUAUACUACUCUUGUUGGUCUCAACACAGGCCAUUAUUCACGCUGAGAAUCUAAGUGAAUCCACGCCCGGCCCCGAUGAGGAAUACAAUGUGAGCACAACUCCGGGUGCGCCGCUGGAAGAGACCACCAAUCGCUUGGCUGCUCGCGUUGAGCCAUACGAUAAGGGUGAUCGGGAGCAGUACGAUGUGAUCGAUGUGGCCACAGCUACCGGUACGGUGAUGGGCAAGCCCAGAAGUGGACAGACCACGAGAAUCUACACCACCGGCGAAGUGGACGAAAGCUUUUGGCUAAAGCAUCUGGGCGAUGACUUCAAACAUGCCAUCCAUCUGCAGGUGGGCGGCACCAACGAAGAGUACAAUCGCCUGAUUAACCGGACCCAGAACGGUGUCCACGAGGAGGUGCAUCACGAGUAUUUACCGGGGGCCGAACGACCUGGCAGCGCAGUCCAGCCUCCAUCUCCUCUACCUGCGCCACACCAAUCGCGUCCAGCUUAUCGUCAGGGUUUCGACAAUCGAGCCAUGGCCAUGAAACAGCAGUAUCUCAUCCAUCAGCAGACCCAGCAAUCGCAUCCUGCCCAGCAACGCUAUAACUAUGCCCAACAGCAUGCACAACACUAUGCACCACAACCACAACUGCAACCGCAACCACAACCACAACCACAAUACCCACAGCACACACCGCACAGAAACACGUAUGCAAUGCCUCAGAAUUAUGGGCAGCAGAACUACAAGCCGCAGAGUUAUAUUAUCAACUCUAGCGAAGAUCAGCUGCACGCCGAGCAAUCGAAUCCCUCGCCAAUGAAAUCAGCUGGAGAGGAUCGACAACAUCACGAGGAGGAGUUUGACUCCUUUGGCGGUCAGCUCAACUUCAAAUCACCCUUCAAUGACUACGGCAGUCGACCAGCACGAGAUCUCACCUACCUUCUUUAUAAGCGGGGUCUCUAGAAGCUAAAUCCAUGUCCACGUCAAACCAAAGACUUGCGGUCUCCAGACCAUUGAGUUCUAUAAAUGGGACUGAGCCACACCAUACACCACACACCACACAUACACACACGCCAACACAUUACACACAACACGAACUACACAAACACUGAGAUUAAG
Drosophila melanogaster (fruit fly) is the source of this 1132-nucleotide messenger RNA. It is a transcript of the gene Cp7Fc, whose product is annotated as chorion protein c at 7F. The coding region runs from base 11 to 976 and encodes 321 amino acids. The record is from RefSeq and is marked reviewed. The transcript has 2 exons. Lineage: Eukaryota; Metazoa; Arthropoda; Insecta; Diptera; Drosophilidae.